Messenger RNA from Quercus lobata, 2052 nucleotides. Its product is annotated as E3 ubiquitin-protein ligase RFWD3-like. Gene Ontology annotation, cellular component: nucleus. Gene Ontology annotation, biological process: protein ubiquitination; interstrand cross-link repair. Lineage: Eukaryota; Viridiplantae; Streptophyta; Magnoliopsida; Fagales; Fagaceae. Gene Ontology annotation, molecular function: ubiquitin-protein transferase activity; protein binding. The record is from RefSeq and is a predicted model, not a curated record. The coding region runs from base 80 to 1795 and encodes 571 amino acids. The transcript has 14 exons.
UUCCCUUCUCUCUCUCUCUCUCUCUCUGAUAGCUCUCACUCAGUCUCAGUGAUCGGUUACUCGCUAGUCCACACCCACAAUGUUCCGUAUACCUUCCGACGCCGCCACGCCGACGCCGAUGCAAAUCGACGGCGGAGAAGGGCACGAUCGUCAAAUUACGGGAGAAGAAGCGUCCGAGGAGCAAGGCUAUGGAGAGAAGGGAAAGGAAGAGAAGGAGAAGAAGAAGAAGAAGAAAGAGUUGGGUGAGAGUAACUUGGACGGGCUUUGUUGCUCUAUUUGUAUGGAACCCUGGGCUUCCCAUGGCGAUCACCAAGCCAGUUGUCUUCCUUGUGGACAUGUAUAUGGUAUGUCUUGCAUCAUUAAAUGGAUUCAACAGUGCCAUGGAUAUCCUGCAAAGUGUCCACAAUGCAAUGCAAAAUGUAUUUCAAAGGAUGUCAGAAAGCUUUUUGCGUCACCUGUGGUUGUGCAUAAUGAAGGUCUACAGAAGAAAAUUGAAUCUCUUCAAACUGAAAUCAGGUCUCUCAAGAAUGAGAGAGCUGGUUUGCUUGAUGUUCAAGAUAAGUUACUCGAUGUACAGGAUAAUCUACUGAAUGAAUUGCACCAAGUCAAGAAGAAGCAAGCUGAUUUGGAGAAUGCAACAUUAGGAGGGAUGGGGAGUAAGCCCCUUGGAUUCUUUUCUGCUAAGGAAUCCUGGGGAGAGAAUAACGGACACCACAUUGACUCAAACAUUAGCAAACAGGAAAUUCUUCCCUGCAGCUUUGUACUACAGCAAGAGUUGGCUGUAGAAGGUGCAACACUUUUUGAUAUGGAUGCUUCUUACCAAAUUUUAAUUCUUGCUCGAAGGAUUUCUGGGAUGGGUGGGACACAUAUGCUCAACAAAAUUAACUUGAUCUGUCCUCAUGAAAAUGAAGAUAUACAGCUUCCUAAAAGAAUAAGGGCCAUUAAGGAUCUACGUGUCUCCCCAUGUGGUAGACUCACCCUUUUAGCUUCACUUGGGAAGAAAUUAUCCAUUCUUAGCCAUGGAAGCAAUGAAUUAGUCAUCAAUUAUGAUUUGCAGGACCCGGCAUGGUCAUGCUCAUGGGAUAGUAACAACCCAAGUUAUAUUUAUGCUGGUUUACAGAAUGGUAUGCUUUUGACAUUUGAUAUGCGUCGGACCAGAAAUCCUCUGCAGUGCAUGAUUGGAUUGACCUCCCGGCCCAUUCAUACUAUAUACUCCCUCAUAAACAACCCAGCUUUUGGUCAGGGUGCUCACAAACUGCUCACUGCUUCUUCCAUUGGCCCAUGUGUGUGGAAUACUGGUUGCGCCAGAGAAAGGCCAUUUCUAGUUCCUGGUUUGGAGAAUCAAGGCAUUUGCAUGUCACUUGCUUAUAGCCCCUCAAGUGAUGACAUUGUUGCUUCAUAUCGUCCUAAGAUCCUAGCAUCAAAUGGAGCUACUAGUUCUCAAUCUUCACAGUCAUCCACUGCUCUUAAUACUGUGGGUUCUCAAGUUCUUGUCAAAAGGGUAGCUGGUAACUUUUACAAUAAAUUGGGAUCUACGUCUACCAAUGUAAGUUAUGUUCAGAUGACAAAGUCUACAAUUAUAAACAUAGAGAAUUGCUACCCAAUUUUUGCAUAUGGGGAUGAAGAGACCCACGGAUUGAGGUUGAGGGCAUUGCCAAAUCUAUCUGACAGCCAGAAUCUUAAACCACAUCAACUUCCUAUACUUGACGUGAAGUAUGCACAUUCCCAAGGCUCAGGUUUACUUGGUUGCAUUAGUAAAGAGAAGUUGCAACUUUUCUCUCCAAAGUACAUGUGAAUAGAUGAAUCGAAGUGCUUCCUGGCUUUCUGGUAUACCUUCUGAGCACAAUACACUUAAUGGUGAGUACUGUCCACUUGAGUAUAUGAUGAGUAUAAGUAGGAGGAGAUGGCUGUUAAAUUGUAAAUAGCAUUAUAGAAAAGGAAAGGUAGCACUAUGAUAGCCCGAGGGCAUGUUUUGCCUAGAAGAUGUGAGGUUUUAAUUUGUUAGGUUGUAGACAUGCCCAGUUGCUUAGAUGGUGCAUGCGUUACUUAAAA